This is a messenger RNA of Phalaenopsis equestris, 643 nucleotides long. RefSeq names its product universal stress protein Sll1388-like. Bases 53 to 562 code for a protein of 169 amino acids. The record is from RefSeq and is a predicted model, not a curated record. Lineage: Eukaryota; Viridiplantae; Streptophyta; Magnoliopsida; Asparagales; Orchidaceae. The transcript is spliced from 4 exons.
AGCGCGUUCUUCUUCAGGUUAGCUCGCUUUCAUUUCGCCGGAGGAGAGAAGAAUGGCGGUGGUGACGGCGAGCGGAAAGGCGGAGCCGACGGUGAUUUUAGUGGGUUUAAAUAACAGCGAGGAAAGUUUCUACGCGCUGGAUUGGACCCUCCGCCACCACUUCUCCGGCGAAGCCAAGCCCGGAGCUGCUGAUUGCAAGCUCGUCGUUGUCUACGCUAAACCUGUUCCUUCCUCCGCCAUCGGCUUAGGUGCCCUAGGAACUGUUGAUAUUCUGCCCUCUGUGGAGUGCAAAUUAAGCGAAAUUGCUGCGUCUGUAAUUGCAGAGGCUCGCGAGCUCUGCGUUGCCCAUACGACCAGCGAAGUUGUCUAUGAGAUAAUAGAAGGAGAAGCCUCAAGUGUACUUUGUGAUGCUGUGGAGAAGUUUCAAGCUGAUUUGCUGGUUUUGGGAAGCCAUGGUUAUCCAGCAAUUAAGAGGGCUGUGAUCAAGAGCGUGAAAGAAUAUUGCGUUCACUACGCCGACUGCAGUGUGAUGAUAGUGAAGCAACCCAGGCAGAAGAACUAAAGACUUCCUUUUAUCACAAACCAACCAAACAACUCAGGUUAUUGCACAACUUAAAAGCGCCUAUAAGCUCUCAAGCUUAUA